Fraxinus pennsylvanica is the source of this 615-nucleotide messenger RNA. The record is from the annotation of a GenBank genome assembly. Lineage: Eukaryota; Viridiplantae; Streptophyta; Magnoliopsida; Lamiales; Oleaceae.
AUGAAGCUUCUUUUUGAGUUGGACGUCAGUAACAAUCGCUUCUUAGGGGAAUUUCCUCAAGUGGUUCUGUCAUUGCCUCAACUGAAAUUCUUGGACCUCAGGUUCACCGAAUUCGAGGGACCUGUCCCCACUAGGCUUUUCGACAAACCCCUAGACGCCAUUUUCACGAACGACAACAGAUUUCAGUUUGGAAUACCAGAAAAUCUUGGAAAUUCUCCGGUUUCUGUUUUGGUAUUGGCUAACAAUAAUCUUGGGGGUUGCAUUCCAGGCAGCAUUGGAAAAAUGGAUAAAACUUUGAAUGAAGUGAUUUUGAUGAAUGAUAAUCUAACUGGUUGUUUGCCUCCAGAGAUUGGGAUGCUGAAGAAAUUGACAGUAUUUGAUGUUAGUUCCAAUAAUCUCCAAGGGCCAUUGCCUUCGGUUAUUAGCCGUAUGAGGAGCUUGGAACAGCUAGAUGUGGAGCACAACCGCUUCAAUGGAGAGGUGCCCGCCACCGUGUGCCGCCUUCCCCAGCUGCUCAACUUUACUUACUCAUUCAAUUACUUCACUAAGGAGGCUCCGGAAUGCAUUAAAUUUGGUGGAGGGACAGUGUCCGAUGGGCGUAUCGGGGAAGAGUGA